GAUACGUGGGUGUGUGGGGAGGUAGAGUGCAGUGCUCAGUGUGGGGGAAGUGGUGAGGACAAAGAGCAAGUUUUCACCUUGACUGGGAAAAUUUUCAGAAUCACGCACUUUUCACUCUGGCGGACCAAACUGUUACUUAUAGCCACUGGUGGGCCGUGGCACUGCAUCAAUAUCUCACUCAGCUGGCAACCCAAGGGCUGGUGGUGGUGUGAGGCCUGGAGGAGGAGAAACGUUAGGUAGUAUGGGGAGUUUAGGCGGCACUGUUGCUAGAAGCAUCGAGAGUCGCGGUAUUGUGAGUGGCCCCAGCGUUGGUAACCUGGUCAAUAGUGGUGGCGGCAGCUCAGGUGGGCACAGCUUGGCAGCGCUGUCCUCAGCAGUGGCAGCAACACACAACACCAACUCUUUAUUUAUGGCAAACAGCAUUCAGGCGACGGCGGCGACGCAGCAGCGAGCUGUUGUCAAUGAAAUGCUGCGGCAUAUGCAAGGUCUUGGGAACCGAGGCUUGAGCCAGUUUGUUGGCCGACCUUAUGGAAGUGGAGGAGGAAAUAGUAUGAUGGGGCUUCAUAGCAAUUUUGGGGGUGACUCUGCUCCUCCCCCAUUAGACCUCUCAGAAUUUCCCUCGCUCUCUUCAAGAAACACCGAUAAUUCUCAGCCAAACCCAAUGGCUGGUAGACAACCAUAUGUGGGCAUGGUGAAGCAACCCACCCCUGAAACCUCUGAGUUCACCAUGAGCAGUGAAGACUUCCCAGCGUUACCAGGCUCACAGGCGAACCCCACUGGUAAAAUCUUCGCACCAUUUUCAGAUGAUGGCUUCUCCAAUAACGAAAAGAAGUCAAAUUCUACUUCGGGUACUGAUACUCCAUCUGACCUGGUGCUGAGGGCAGCGGAAAAGAACCAGUCACAAAAAAGAGGAAUCCAAACUUCUCCUGAUGGUAAGGUAACCAACAUUCCUGGAGGGAUGGUGACUGAUCAGUUUGGCAUGGUGGGUCUUCUAACUUUUAUCAGAGCGGCAGAAACGGACCACAAUUUGGUCUCCUUGGCAUUAGGUUCUGAUCUAACGACUUUAGGUCUUAACUUGAAUUCACCUGAAAACCUUUACCCAAACUUUGCUGGGCCUUGGGCUGAAACUCCCUGCAGACCCCAAGACAUUGACUACCAUGUACCCCAGGAAUACCUCACCAAUCAGCAAAUAAGAGGGAAGUUAGCACCAGUCAAGUUUGAUAGAUAUGGUGAAGAUCUAUUGUUCUAUAUGUUCUACUCAAAUGCAGGAGAUGUGCUACAAAUUCUUGCUGCUGCAGAACUGUACAACAGGGACUGGAGGUACCACAAAGAGGAGAGAGUGUGGAUAACCAGAGCACCUGGCAUGGCCCCAGUAGACAAGGGCCCUAACUAUGAGCGAGGAACCUACUUCUAUUUUGAUGCCCAGAAUUGGCGGAAGGUUCCCAAAGAGUUCCACCUGGAGUACGACAAAUUGGAGGAGAGGCCCCACAUCCCCACGCACACCCCAACUUCAUCUGCCCUGUGACAGCCCACACUUGUCAACCCUUCACAAUACCAUCCUCACAGAGGAACUUAAGCUGAGAAGUCAUAGCCCAGUGUUUGUGGUUGAAUCAAAGUUCUGUUCAGUAAUCUGUUGUCAAUAGGCUUCCUUUUUCUGAAGUGAGAUUUCACUUGCCAGUGUCAUUUUUCCAGUCGUAUGCUUAUUGUAAAAUGAAUUUUUAUUUUGGAAUCAUAAAUCUAUGUACACCAGUGACCAGGCACUGGGUGCUUACUUGAGGCCUCCAAAGCUGACUGGCAUACCUCAAGUGGUGGACGGUAGCAGUAAGUAUGAGGUGGGCAUGUCUGAGGAAAGCAGCAGCACUCAUUUUAACUGAUAUGUACUUAAAAAUAAAGUUACUGUUUUUAUGAUUUAUGGCUUUCAAAUAAGUUUUUGAAAUUCCAGCACUGAAACAGCAUACAAUUUGUUCAUUCUCUGGAUUAACAUCAUGUUUUCUAAAACUAUAUAGAGAAUAUUAAAAAUUAUCAUGUACAUUAGAAUGAUUUGGGUCUGAGGACUUUUCAUGCAGGCAAACUAAAACUGGCAUUGUUGUCAACAUAGAAACUAUAACCGUUGUGCCUCCUUGGCUAACCCUCUGAGCCUUGAGGGUGAGAGGCUGUCUAGCUUUACCAUUGUAGGAGGUGUUGUCCCACCAGUUCAUAACUAUAUUUUUCCUUGUGCAUUCUUGAACUAUCAGGAAAUCCAGAACUCAAAGAAUAAAUUAAGAUGAAUAACACAGAAUAAAUCUGGAUGAAUAGAGAUUAUACAAAAUUUUUUUCAACUGCACAUGUACAAACAAUUUAGUCCUCCCUUUUGCUGAUCCUUAUGAGGAAAGGUCCUCAUCCCUAAGGAAAUCUGAUUAUACUGAGCCGUUACUCUUUGCCUAAGAGUCAGGUUGCCAGAAUUGAGUUGAAUAGGAACAUGUGGUUUUGUCAAGUCAUUGCCUAGAGCUUUAAUGUUGGAAGCAUAUCAGAAUUGAGCUGUAACAAGUCCAGUUUUCAAAUGGUGUGGACAGAGGAGCCUCUCAAAAGAAGCCUUGAAAUUUCUAAGUCAUCUCUUAUCUUUAAAUUGUCAUUCUGGGAAGGCAUUUACAGUUUUGCUCAUGUUUGGAUAAAAGUUGGUUUGAUAAAACAAAAGUAAAUGUGCAAGUUUCUCACUGGGAUGACAACAUGAUUCACUUGGUGCCCAAAAUACUGGAGACUGCAUCAUGGUAGAGGUCUGUUCUCUCCCAAGCCUUUUGGUCCACUUUAUAUGAUUUUUUUUUUCAAAGAAGCCAUCAUGAAUUUCUUAAGAAGCAUGAAUUUGACUAAAAUCAUAUUUUGAUAUUAGUAUAUAAGAACUUAUUAAAAUACUUCAGAUCUAUUGGAUAAGAAAAGAUAUAUUUUGGUCUAGAGUACAAGAUCUAAAUAGCCACUUGAAUGUUUGUCACUCACCGAGGAUGGUUUAACAAGACCGUGGUUUUAUAAAAUAUAAUUACCAGAAUUGUAAUAAGAGCUUUGCAGUUGCUCUCUUUCAGGGCUCACUUUUGCACUUUACAAUGAUUGUAAAAGUACAAAGUAAAUUGUUACUGGGAAAGAACAGACAAGUAAUGAUGUAAUCAGUAAAGUGAACUUAUUCCUUGAUCUUUCUUCUCGGUAUAUGUAUAAUUAUGUACACAGUCAAUAUUAUUCUGUACCAAAUAGAUUUGUUUUUACAGUA
This is a messenger RNA of Scylla paramamosain (green mud crab), 3235 nucleotides long. Its product is annotated as CCR4-NOT transcription complex subunit 2-like. Lineage: Eukaryota; Metazoa; Arthropoda; Malacostraca; Decapoda; Portunidae. The record is from RefSeq and is a predicted model, not a curated record. The coding region runs from base 242 to 1525 and encodes 427 amino acids. Gene Ontology annotation, cellular component: CCR4-NOT core complex; P-body. The transcript has 10 exons. Gene Ontology annotation, biological process: regulation of DNA-templated transcription; regulation of stem cell population maintenance; nuclear-transcribed mRNA poly(A) tail shortening.